Nothoprocta perdicaria is the source of this 645-nucleotide messenger RNA. Its product is annotated as ninein-like protein. NCBI's taxonomy places the organism in Eukaryota, Metazoa, Chordata, Aves, Tinamiformes, Tinamidae. The transcript is spliced from 4 exons. Gene Ontology annotation, cellular component: centrosome. Gene Ontology annotation, biological process: microtubule anchoring at centrosome. Bases 1 to 546 code for a protein of 181 amino acids. The record is from RefSeq and is a predicted model, not a curated record.
AUGCAGCAGGCGGCCGUGGCCUCGUGCGAGCGCAAGCUGCAGUGGCUGCGGAUCCGCGCGAGGCAGAUCUCCGGGGAGAGGGACGCAGCCAGGCUGGAUCUGGAGGGAGCCGAGCGGCGCUGCCGGCAGCUCCUGCGGCAGCUGGAUGAGCAGCGUGCUGCCCACGAGGACAGCCAGGGCAGGCUCAGGAAAAUCCAGGCUGAAAUGAAGGCAAAAGACCUGCUUCUGCAGCAGGCCACCCAGCGUCAAGCCAAGCUGGAGGCCAGCGCGCAGCUCCUGCAGGACAGAGAGGCCAACCUGCAGGGAAGACUGAACCUCACGAUGAAGGAGAACACGCAGCUCCAAAACCAGGUCGUGAAGAUGUCUGAAAAACUGUCAGCCACUGAAAAGCUGGUGUUAGAGCUGCAGACAGAGCUUGACCUUGUUAGGAAGGACAAGGUGGCCUUUCUCUGUGUGAUGUGCCCGAGUAGACUCUUUUCAGCAACUCAUCAAAAAAGUGAUGUUUUUAUUUGCCAGAAAGUCCUGCGUGUGCCACGUCUGUUCUAGUUCCCUCUUUGCUUUGAAUUUCCCCAUGCCUUAAAAGACAGUCUGGAAAUAGUAACGGCUUUUAAGUUGGGAUGUUCAAAGAUCAAAAGAAAAAAAAAA